Molecule: messenger RNA, 1287 nt
Organism: Fusarium fujikuroi IMI 58289
Lineage: Eukaryota; Fungi; Ascomycota; Sordariomycetes; Hypocreales; Nectriaceae
Product: related to NADH oxidase
Exons: 4
Coding region: 1-1287 (428 amino acids)
Molecular function (GO): oxidoreductase activity; FMN binding
Source: RefSeq, a predicted model, not a curated record
AUGGUACCAAGACGAUUCUCUACUGAACCAGCAGACGCAAGCCCUUUGGGCCAGCCUCUCAAAUUCGAGUUCAGCGGUAAAACCGCCAAGAACCGAUUUAUGAAGGCUGCAAUGACGGAACGACUCUCAACCUGGGAUCCCAAAGUCCUUGAGAAGCGAGGCGUCCCUACUCCAGAACUUAUCAACGUCUAUCGACGAUGGGGCGAGGGAGAUUUCGGUGUCAUCCUGACUGGAAAUGUUAUGAUCGAGUAUGACCAGCUCGAGGCUGCUGGAAACCCUAUCGUACCCCGAGAUGCACCCGCGUCUGGCGAGCGGUUUGAAGCGUUUAAGGAAUUGGCAACUGUUAGCAAGAAGUAUGGAAGCUUGAUUGUUGCACAGGUCAGCCAUCCUGGACGCCAGGUCGCCGACAACAUUCAAAAGAACCCCAUUUCUGCUAGUGAUGUGCAAUUGGAGGGUGAGGUAAUGGGCAUGCACUUUGCCAAGCCCAAGGCCAUGGAUGAGCAAGACUUCAAGAAUGUUAUCGAGGGCUUUGCUCAUGCUGCCGAAUUCCUUUACAAGGCCGGUUAUGACGGCAUCCAAUUGCAUGGCGCACAUGGCUAUCUCUUGGCCCAAUUCCUUUCACCUACAACAAACAAGAGAACAGACAAGUACGGCGGUUCUAUCGAAAACCGAUCUCGCAUCAUCUUCGAGAUUGCUGAUGCUAUCCGUGCCCGCGUCCCCGAUAAGUCAUUCAGCCUUUCCAUCAAGGUCAACAGCGUCGAAUUCCAAGAAGGCGGCUUCUCCACCGACGACUGCAAGAGCCUUGCCUUCUCUCAUCGACGAGAGAGCUCGAAGAAGCAGGAGGCUUUCUUCCUCGAGUUUGCCGAGAAGAUUAUCCCCGAGCUUACCAAGACCAAGGCUUACGUUACCGGUGGCUUAAGGACAGUCAAAGCUAUGAAUGAGGCUCUUAAAACGGUUCAUGGUAUUGGCUUGGCGCGACCUGUGACUAAUGAGUUCGACUUGCCUGCCAAGAUCCUCAAAGGUGAGGCUACCAGCGCAAUCGACACUUUGCUCGACGAGCAGAACUUUGGUAUCACCAAUGUUGCUGCUGGCACACAAAUCCGACUGGUUGGCAAGGAUAAGCACCCUCUUGACUUGAGCCGAGAGGAUCAUAAGAGAAUUUUUGAAGAAUCUAUGCAGAAGUGGGGUGAGGGUAUGGCGCAUAAUGAUGAUCAGUCUAAGUAUGGAUAUGUUGAUAUUGAAGGAGUCAAGCUGGAGCCAUUUGGCCAAGCUUAUGGGGCGGCGUAA